This is a messenger RNA of Clunio marinus, 1486 nucleotides long. The record is from the annotation of a GenBank genome assembly. Lineage: Eukaryota; Metazoa; Arthropoda; Insecta; Diptera; Chironomidae.
AAAUAACGCAGGGUACCCAAUGCAACAUUUUUUUUCUUUAAAUAUCUACCAUAAAAAUUUGACAUCAAAAGCUCAUCAAUAAAUAUAUCUAGAGUUUCUUAUGAUUAACAAUUAGACAAAUAAACAAUGAGUUCAUCAAAUAGUAAUACCUUCCAUCAAUGUAUUCAAAACUACCGAAAAGAAUACGAAUCGGACGAACAUUGGGCACUUAGAAAAGCAUUUAUAUUGGCUUAUCAUGAUAGAUAUAGAAAGGAUGAAAUUCUUUGCCUUGCUCAAGUCCUUUUAAAUAUAGAACUUCUUGGUUGUAAAUAUUCUAGCGAAACAAUGACAUUGAUUAAUCAAAUGGCAGAAAACGUUAUGGAAGUGAAAAACUAUCGAGAAAAACGAAAAAAACGGUUAAAGAGAACAUUUGCAAAGACCGCCAAUAUCUCACAAGCGACUUACCAACCACAAGAAUGUUUAGUGUCGCUACAUAAUGAAACUGUUUCCUCUUUGUGUUCUUCAAAUGAUGUACAAAAUAAAGGAAAAGAAUUAACAGGAAAAAAGUAUUUUAAUACCAAAAACUUGAAAGAGCUUUUAAAAGAUAUCAUAUACUUUGAGAUGCCUAAAAACGAUCUUAAUGGUUCUCUUAAUAAAACCAUCGCAUUUAUGCAAAAACAAGGAAAGAUACAAAUGCAAUAUAAUGCAGAAGAAAAAAAAUAUUUUUAUGUGUUUAAUGAUGAAGUUAUUGCAGAGGGAAAAGGCUCCAAAAAAGAAUCAAAGAAAUUAGCCGACGAAAAUCUUAUAAUUACAUUGAAAGAGAACUGCUAUACGAUAAAAGUUAAGAAGGAUUACUACACAGCAGUAAAUAUUGUCGCAUCCGUCAAUCCAAGUGAACUUACAGCUCCAAAUAAAAUAUUGGAAGAUAAUAUAGGUUUUCAAAUGUUAAAAAUGUUAGGAUGGAAUGGUGGAUCCCUUGGAGUCCGUCCAGGUGGAAUUGUUGACCCAUAUACUUGUGAAAUAAAAAUUGGACGUUCUGGUUUUGGCACUGAAAACGAUAAAAGUUUUAAUCUGAACAGAAUCAAAACAUUACUGACCAAUUUCAAAAAUAGUCAAGUAGAGUAUGAUCUCGUCUUCAGUAAAGAUUUCACAAAAGACGAAAGAGCUCAAAUACACCAAAUUGCAUCAGCAAUGGAUUUUCGCACUAAAAGUCAUGGAAAAAAUGACUCACGCCAUAUUGUAAUUUCAUCAAAAUUAAGUCCUCACAUUUUGCGUCAAAAGCUUCUCGAAGGUGACAAGCAUUUGUUAGAAAAGUAUGAAAUAUUACCACCAACCCGACAAGAAACAUUCAACUCUAUGGAAGAACAUUCUGAAUAAUUAUUUUAAUGAAUUACUUUAAAUCUGAAUAAAAUAUUCUCAGAACGUAUUCAUGAAUUGAUCAAAAUUAUAAAGAAAUUUUCUUUCCUUCAACAACACUUCUCUGAAUCGAUCUGAUAAGAAUUUCUAU